GCUACCAUUAUGAACUUGUAUUUUUUCGUCAUUCUGGCUUAUUUGCUGGUCGGAUUUGUGUGGGGACAAAAUUGCAACAAGCCUUGCGGAAAAUGCAUUCUGCCUACCUGCAACUUUGAUGGAAAAUGUUUCUUUGAGGGAAGCAGCGCUUGUGCUCUGGAAAACGAAAUUUGCCGACGAAAAAAGGAAAAACUUGCCAAAUUCAUAAGAACCGUGUCUGGGUUCUGUGAGCCGGAUGUUAAAAUGUGUAAGACCUAAAUACAAUGUUUUCAAUUGGAGUAUAACAAAAAUAAAUCUAUAUUAAAUUGUUGUUUCUUUUUGCCUAA
This is a messenger RNA of Drosophila erecta, 326 nucleotides long. RefSeq lists its product as uncharacterized. The record is from RefSeq and is a predicted model, not a curated record. NCBI's taxonomy places the organism in Eukaryota, Metazoa, Arthropoda, Insecta, Diptera, Drosophilidae. The transcript is spliced from 3 exons. The coding region runs from base 10 to 258 and encodes 82 amino acids.